This is a messenger RNA of Cryphonectria parasitica EP155, 6605 nucleotides long. RefSeq lists its product as uncharacterized. The record is from RefSeq and is a predicted model, not a curated record. Gene Ontology annotation, molecular function: protein binding. Lineage: Eukaryota; Fungi; Ascomycota; Sordariomycetes; Diaporthales; Cryphonectriaceae. Bases 1 to 6423 code for a protein of 2140 amino acids. The transcript has 7 exons.
AUGACUACCAAUGGUGCUUCUCAACAGAACCUCGACAGUCCUACCAAUGCUAGCACCACAAAGGCUGCGCCAGCCAACGCUGCUGCUGUGCGCCGAAGCUCCAGCAACUAUCAGGCUUUGCUCUCCCCUCAGCUUCAGACGUCUCCCUCUUUUGUGCAGACGCCUCGCUCCUCUACCGGGAGAUGGGGCACGCGAAGAGGUCCUGGCAUAUCCAGUCCAAACUAUUCGUUCAAUGGUAAAAGUCCUAUGAGCGUUUCCAGGCGAAACUCAUACUUUGCCUCUGGGGACGUGCGGUGCCAGCACGAGAUUGGCGUGGGCUUGGAGCUUCAAGACCGGUCUUAUUCGGACCUCUUGGAUUGGAUCGAGGAAGAGCGUCUGAUCAGGCUACCGCAGAGAGGCGGAUGCUGGGACCGCGUUUUGAUCUAUGCACAACACUUUGCGGAUCAGGUAUGCGGGCUUGGUGAAGCCAUCGAGUCGUUUGUUCCGGGCAGCAGCGCUGCUUCGGACUUUGUGUUUGGACAGUGCUUGUUUCUUCUUUACGAGCUUGGCUAUGAGAACGCAGUAGCAUUGGACAAGGCGUUCACCCUGUUCUACAACAUCGGUCUCGUGUUCAGACCCCUCCUGAGAAAAGAUGGUACCCUUUUGGAGUCUCCAGAAGUCAUGCAUGACGUUUCUCGGGCAUUCUCGGAAAUGCUCAGCGUCGUUGCGGACGUCGCCAUGGCCUAUUACGGUCCCAUACGCAGUCUCCGUCACGGACGGCAGACUUCCAUCACAAUCGACAUUUACGCCCGGUUCGGUCAUCGCCUGGAGAGCUUCCGCACCAGAGUCCACCACUGCGCCGAUGCCAUUUGGCAAAACGCCCUGGAGCGAUCCAUGGAUGAACCCGACCAGGUUCACAAGCUGCAAUCAUGGCUUGCGCCCCAGGACACCAUUCUCAAGCUCUUGACGUCGGAGCAUGUCAACCUGGUGAGCCGUGCCGAGGAGUAUACCUGCACCUGGCUGCAGCCUCAUCUCAACUCCUUCUUCGAAGGUGAUGACAAGUGCCUGCUGGUGCAAGGAAAUGCUGGGUUUGGCAAGACCACUCUUGCGAACUGGGUGGUGGAUCGCCUUCAGAGACCCGUCGCCCGGAAGGAUAUCUCGACGUUGAGUUUCUUCUUCAACUCUAGCGUAAUGGCCCUGGAGACGCCCCUUGCCAUGCUGAAGACGCUCCUCCUCCAGCUCCUGACACAGCGUGUCGGUGACGUGGAUAUCUUCCGUGUUGUCAUGGAAGCUUAUACGGACUCAAGUUCCGAAUCCGCGCAAAAGCAAGAGGAGAUUUUGUGGAAUGCCUUGGAGGCAGCCUUGGAGAAUGCUCACAAUGAUGAGACGGAGACACUUUUAGCCAUCAUCGUCGACCUGGACGAGCUGGAAGCACAGAAGGCGCGCGGCAAGCAAGUGGCCGAGAGACUCCAGAAGCUGGCGCACAAGACCACUGGCAUCCGCCUACUUCUCUUCUCGUCGCCCUUCGAGAUGAAGUACGCGACUGCGACAACAAAGGUCAACAUGACGCUCGAGAAUACGUCUGAUGACGUCCAGACCAUCAUCCGCCACGGCCUCACCAGAGUGCCACACUUCUCCGACAAUCGGGACGAGGCGGCACAGGAGCAGCUUGUGGACCAGCUCAUGUCCGCCUCUGACGGCUCGAUCCUCUACGCAUUCUUGGUUGUGCGCUUCCUCAAGCUGCAGAAGUCUCUCGCUGCCUUCGGCCAGGCCGUCGAGGCUCUUGCGAAGUCUCCGCAUAAGACCGUGACAGAUGUUGUCCAGAAGCUGUUGCCGGUCUUGCAGCUGAAUGACGACAGCAAGGCUCUGUUGUCUUUGCUCGUUGCUGCGGAGCGCCCGCUGUCCCGCAAAGAAAUCGAGCUCCUCCUGCAGGUCCAAAUCCACCCCGGCCACAAAUCGGAGGGACAAGUCAAUAUCGAUUCCGUGAUCCGUUCUGUGGCUCCCUUCGCCAUGACCGGCGAGGGCCUGGUCACGCUUCGUCACCGGGCCAUCAAGCAUGCACUUGUCUCUAUUCCUGACUCGUCUCCUCAGUCGCUCAGGCUGAAGGAGAGGCACAGAGAUUUCCUGCUGCGGUUGUUUGCCUGCGCAAAGAAUCGAAUUGCUUCUGGGGAUGGGUAUGAGCCCACACUAGCAUUCCUGAGCCAGGAAUAUGUUGACAGCAGACUUGCCUCGGACCGCAUCCUUGAGUAUACAGUACGCUACUGGCCAGUCCACUUCCGGAAGUCUCCUUCGCUCUACAAGCAGCAGGGUGACUUGCAACUGCCCAAGGACUUCUCAUCCAGCUUUCCAAGCUCUGUGGGCCUCGCGCUUCUCGAGGCAGGAUGCUGGCGCGUGCAGUCGUCGCUGGACACGCAGAUCAUGGAUAUGGUGACUCUGGCUUAUCGUGUUCGUCGUGCCAUCUUUGGCCAAGACCAUCCAUCUGUGUUGCAGUCAGCCAUCAUCUGCGCUAUAUUCUGCGAGCACACCUUGUCUCGCCCGGCCGAUGCGAUCGAAUGGUACUUCAAAGCCAGCACGAUUGGGCGUGUGAUCCUCGGUGUGCAAUCCGAACUGGUCAUCGCCUGCUGCACGGCUACCAUCCGCCUGUCUGAGUCGUUCCUAUCCAAGACUCGAACCGAAAUCAUGACAUAUCGCGAGCAGACCUUGAUUCUUCUUGUCUCGGCUUACAAACAACGUUAUGGCGAGGCUUCGGAAGAAGUGCUGGAGGUCUACAACACUCUGGUCGAGCUAUACAUAUCGAUCAGUGAGGAGCAGAAGGCGGCAGAGAUCCGCGUCAAGAUCGAAGAGAUUAUGACUCUUGCCGCUCACACACACGGAGAACAUCAUCACUCGUCGAGAGGCUCAAAGCUCCUCGUCACUAUAAAGAGGAAGGAUCAAGCGGUGAUGAUCUCCAUCGCGGUGACUCUGCUGGCUGAGAAGAAGUACGCCAGGUAUGAGGAGCUGCUGUUGGAGCUCUGGCUCAAGCUUGAUGAGUACUGCCGUGGGUCUCAGAACCACGAGUGGCACCAGAAGAAGAUCGAGGUGACGCUCAAGUAUGUCGAGGUUCUUCAUAUCCAGAAGCGGAGGGAAGAGGCGUCAGCUCUGCUCCUCUCGUGUUGGAACGAGUAUUCCUGCCACACGGUGACUACUUUUGAGUCGAUCAUUCUCUGCCUUAAGGAGGUGGGCCAUUGGAUGCAGCGGGUCCAAAUGACGUCUGUUGCACUUGCAGUCUUCCAGAAGUGCUGGUCCUGGUACAAAUCGUCGCACAAGGAGACGACGACAACCUUCAAACAGAUCGAGGAGCAGAUUGCCAUCACCUCCAAGGAGAUUGUCAAGGUAUCUUCCACAACGUCUACAACAUCCGUUACCGAAUCGUCUGAGACGGUCUUGCGGGAGGUCUUCGAGUCCUCUCUAUCAAGCAAAGAGGUCACAGAAGUGUACUCGAGCACCAUCGAGCUCUGCGAGUCCCUGUCCUCGCUCUACUUUAAGGAGGAGAGAUGGUCUGAAGCGUCUUCGAUCUUGAAGCAGACUCUGAUGAGGUCUUCUUUCUCCUCCUUGUUCUCCCAGUCGCUGGAGCGCAUCGAUGUCAAGAGCUCGACGACUACCAAGAACAUCAGCCUUGUGAUGAAGCUGGCCGAGUGUUAUAUCCAUCAGAGUCGGUUUGAGAAAGCAGAACACCUUUAUCUUUCUCUGUACCGCCUUCACCGCAAGAGCUGUGAUCGCCUUGACGACGCUCUUAUCAUCAAGUACACUGAGGUCUACAUUGAGUUCUUGAAGAAACACGCCAUGGUCAACCAGCUCAUUUCUUUUUACCAGGACCUUCUGGUGGAGUACCGUGGUUUCUAUGGUCGCAACCAUGCAAGGACCAUUUCCGUGCUCUAUGCACUCGGGGAUCUGUGCCAUGCGCACCCUGUAACCCAUGGCUACUUUGUGGACUAUUAUCUCGAGAUUGUCACCAACCUUAACCAAGGUGCGCUUGUAUGUCACGAAGAUGCAUUGCGCGCUCUGGUGAUUGUUUCCGACCACUAUUACCAAAGCCAGAGGUUCUCCGAAUCGCUCCGGUUCUUCAGGUCUAUCAUUGCGACUUUCUGCAAACUCGGCACGUCGUGUGCGUUUUUCAAGGAGGCCACUGUUGUUCAGCAGAUCUUGGAGAAGUACUACAAGGCAAUCGAAGAGACCGAGGUCGAGAUCAGCGAGCACCUGGAGAUCCUCAAGGAGAUUCGGCAGGCAUGCCUCCAGUACUUUGGCGAGUCGUCCUCCAUCUCCGUCUUUGUGACGUUGCACCUGGCCGAGGUGUACCAGAGGAGUGAGAAGUACCAGUACGAGGCCAUCUCGUACUACGAGCACAUCCUGAAGCACUCCAAGACAGUCUCCAAGACGGUUGUUGAGCGCAGCCAGAGCACCCUCAGGUCGCUCUACGUGAAACAGGUCACCUCCUCGACUGAGUCCAAGACCGUCACCAAGGAGACUCUGGAAAAGGCCACCGAGAUGUCCUAUUCGCAGUAUCUGGAGAUCAAGAAAGUGCACUCGGUCACACAUCACGCAACGCUCACGCAGCUCAAGGAGCUCGUCAUGCUCUACAAGAGACAGUCCAAGACAACAACCGCCCUGACCGAGAUGAGGAGCCUGGUCGUCGAAUGCCUCAGCAAGACGACCUCGUCACAAGAGCUGAUCGAAACGGCCAAGUACGUGGCAGAGAUGUACGUCUCGUGUGGCUAUGCGUCGCAUGCGCACGUCCUGGUCCAUGAGCUCAAGCUCCAGCUCAUCUACAAGAUCGCCUCCAAGAGCUGCGGCUUCGACAUCACGCGGGUGGACAUCCACGGCUGCUUUGCCUUUGUCGCGACGCUCGAGUGGUCGCUGCGGUCCGACCUGACCCUGACGAUCGCCAGCUUCAUGACGGAGCUCCUGGCCGAGUCGCUGUUCUACGAGCGCUUCAGUGCCAGCAUCAAGGCGAAGGAUCAGAUGCACGUCGUGCUCAUGCGUGCGGCUCGCCUGCAAAACAUGCUGUCCCGGUUGCACCGCCACAAGGACUUUGAUUUGAUCGAGACAAGCCUGGUCGACUACUUUGUCUCUGUGGAGACUCGCAUUGCCAAGUCAUGCUCCAAGAACGCAGUGAGAGCGUUUUUGGUUGUUCUGCUGGCGCGCUUCUCGGCUCAUCCUGGGGAGCUGACCCAAGACACCAUGACCAGCCGUGCAGGCCGCGCAGCUGUCGAUGAACUGAGGUCGCUGCUGCAGAAGGACAAGUUCAGGGAGGCGAUCGAGCUCGCCCGCGCCACCUACCUGUUCCUCAUGGCGCACGAGGGUCUGGAUGAUCCCACCGAGAUCUCGCUCGGCUUCCAGAUCUGUCAACUGAUGGCUGGCCACGACGACCAAGGCCUGCAAAAGGAGAUGCUGAGCCUAGCAGCACAAACCCUAGGCGAGGUGCUCGAGAUCUGCAAGACGCACGGCAUCGACCUCGUCCGCUGCCAGUGGACCGAGAUCAACAACCUCAUCUCGCUGCUCGGCGAACUCAACGAUCUCCCCCGUCUCCAGUGGCUGCUGAACACGCUCUGGCAGUCCCGCGACGGGCAGUACGAGUGGGGCCACGACGUGAUGCUCGCCCUCGGCCUGCGCCUCGUCCAGGUCUCCUUCACCAGCGCAAAGACCGACGCCGACAGGAAGAACGCGAUCCGCCUCGCCGAGGACCUGGCCUACAACGUCCGCCGUGUCCACGGCGCCCGGCACCAGCGCACCCUGGAGAUCAUGUCCCUGCUCGCCAGCCUGUACACCAGCACAGCACAGCACUACCACCACCAGGCCGCACCGCCGUCCUCGUCUGGCGCCGAGCCGAGCGGCAGCGCAGGGGCGGGGGCGGACAGCAGGAAGCGUGCUGCCGACAUGGCGAAGCUCUACUUCAAGAAGGCGGCCGUCGUCCACGAGGACCUGCUCAAGCUGCUCGUCGACAGCGAGGCGGGCGCCCAUGAGGACGCCAGCGACUCGGACUCGGUGACGUCCAGCUCGACGACGACGGCGGUCCGGCGCCGGGUCUCGUCUCGCCGCGCCAGCCGCGUGUCCUCGCCUGUGCUCCUGCGCAAGGCCUCUUCCCACGCGGCUCUGCGCCACAGCCACAGGCCCUCCCCUGCCUCCAUCACGCGCGAGCAGGAGGUCCAGGCUGUGAAGACGCACCUGCGGCUGCUCAAGAUGGCGCUGCAGAGGUUCGGUUCCUGGGCAGGGCCGGCGGGCGAGUAUGAGAGGCUGACGACGAGAGUCUGGCGGGCCUACUCGGCAGAGCUCUCGGCGGUGGGUGUGAAGGAGGAGCAGGUGCUGAGCACGAGGUGGAAGCUGGAUGGGUUUGGGCAGGGCAAGGCGGAGGGGAGGGUUGAGGAGGGGGCUUUUGCUGAGCCUCGAGACUGGCGAGUGUGUGUUUAGAUGUGUGUGCGUGUGUGUUGGGAGUCCCAGGUAUGAUUUUUAUGUGUUCUAACUCUUUGUUUUUUGGGAUGUAUGGACGAUGGUUGGCUUUGCUUUGGACAGUGACACGAAGGCUCAUGUAAUAUAUAACGGAUAUGUUUUGAAAUUUUGAAUCUCAAACGCUCUUUAUUAUUAUGAUCUCC